Messenger RNA from Loa loa (African eye worm), 225 nucleotides. RefSeq lists its product as hypothetical. The record is from RefSeq and is a predicted model, not a curated record. The transcript has a single exon. Bases 1 to 225 code for a protein of 74 amino acids. Lineage: Eukaryota; Metazoa; Nematoda; Chromadorea; Rhabditida; Onchocercidae.
AUGGCGAUGACGAUAAUGAUGAUGACGAUAAUAAUAAUGUUGAUGAUCGCACUGAUGUUUCAAAUGAUAGGUGGUGGUGGUGGUGAUAGUAUGGUAAUUAUAGUGGUGAUAGUACUAGUGGCGGUGGUGGUGAUGAUAGUAGUGAUGAUGAUGACGAUGACAGUAAGGAUGAUAGAAGGAAGAGGAAGAGGAAGAGGAGAAGGAGGUGGAAGAGAGGGAAGGUGA